AUGGCUCACACGGGAGAGAAGUCCUUCGAGUGCACCGAGUGCCACAAGACGUUCUCUCGAAGCUAUAUCCUCAGAGUCCAUCUCAAAACACACACGGGGGAAAAGCCGUACGAGUGCACCGUGUGCCUCAAGACGUUCUCUCAAAGCAGCGGUCUUAGAACCCAUCUCAAAACACACACAGGGGAGAAGCCUUUCGAGUGCACUGAGUGCCACCAGAAGUUCUCUGCAAGCGGUAAUCUGGAAACCCAUCUUAAAACACACACAGGGGAGAAGCCCUUCGAGUGUGCCGUGUGCCUGAAGACGUUCUCUCAAAGCGGUGGUCUUAGAGCCCAUCUCAAAACACACACGGAAAAGAAGUCCUUCGAGUGCACUAAAUGCCACAAGACGUUCUCUGGAAGCGAUGUUCUGAGAAGCCAUCUCAAAACACACAAGGGAGAGAAGCCCUUCGAGUGUGCCGUGUGCCACAAGACGUUCUCUACAAGCAGUCAUCUGAGAACCCAUCUCAGAACACAUACGGGAGAGAAGCCUUUCGAAUGUGCCGUGUGCCUCAAGACGUUCGCUCAUAAAU
Molecule: messenger RNA, 568 nt
Organism: Frankliniella occidentalis (western flower thrips)
Lineage: Eukaryota; Metazoa; Arthropoda; Insecta; Thysanoptera; Thripidae
Product: gastrula zinc finger protein XlCGF57.1-like
Exons: 1
Biological process (GO): regulation of transcription by RNA polymerase II
Molecular function (GO): RNA polymerase II cis-regulatory region sequence-specific DNA binding; DNA-binding transcription factor activity
Source: RefSeq, a predicted model, not a curated record